Messenger RNA from Polyodon spathula (Mississippi paddlefish), 6657 nucleotides. RefSeq names its product ankyrin repeat and SAM domain-containing protein 1A-like. The record is from RefSeq and is a predicted model, not a curated record. Bases 256 to 3963 code for a protein of 1235 amino acids. Lineage: Eukaryota; Metazoa; Chordata; Actinopteri; Acipenseriformes; Polyodontidae. The transcript has 30 exons. Gene Ontology annotation, cellular component: cytosol. Gene Ontology annotation, molecular function: protein binding.
GACGUGUCUGUUGCAGGCGAAGGAAGUUUGCAUUGCAACGGUGUUGCUGGAAAGUUUGUUUCCCCUUAUCAGCUUAGGAGAAGAACAAGGGCAGCGGGAGAGAAGUGCAGCCGAAGACGCGUCGUCCACAGUGGGAGGGGACAUCGCUUUUAUUGUCACCCCGAUCUUGUGUGUGGGGCUUUACCGGGACGUACUGUAAUUCCAGUCUCGCCGCGCCAAGCCUCUUUCUCCACCUCUCGCUCGACUCCCCGCUAGAUGGGGAAAGAGCAAGAACUAUUGGAGGCGGCCCGCACCGGGAACCUCGCCGCCGUGGAGAAGCUGCUGUCCGGGAAGCGGCAGACAGCAGGGCACGGUGGUGGAUCGUCUGGAUCCGGAGGGAGCGGCGGCAGCAGCAGCUCAUCACACCCGCUCUCCAGCUUACUCAGUAUCUGGAGGGGUCCCAAUGUAAACUGUGUGGACAGCACUGGAUACACCCCCUUGCAUCACUCUGCUCUCAAUGGACACAGUAAGGUGGUGGAGGUGCUGUUGAGAAACGAAGCCCUGACGAACAUUGCAGACAACAAGGGCUGUUACCCGCUGCACCUGGCUGCCUGGAAGGGGGACGAGCAGAUUGUGAAGCUGCUGAUUCACCAGGGACCCUCGCACCCCAAGCUUAAUGAGCAGAGCUCGGUAGACAACAAAGAAUUCAAAAGGUGUGGCCCAUUUGACCCCUAUAUUAAUGCCAAGAACAAUGACAAUGAGACGCCUCUGCACUGCGCUGCUCAGUACGGGCACUCCCAGGUGGUGCAGCUCUUGCUGGAGGAGCUCACGGACCCUACCAUGCGCAACAACAAGUUCGAGACCCCCUUGGACCUGGCUGCUCUGUACGGCCGGCUGGAGGUGGUGAAGCUGCUGCUGAACGCCCACCCUAACCUGCUGAGCUGCCACACCAAGAAGUACACCCCUCUGCACCUGGCAGCACGGAACGGGCACAGCGCCGUGGUGCAGGUGCUGCUGGACGCGGGCAUGGACAUCAACUACCAGACUGAGAAAGGCAGCGCGCUUCACGAAGCUGCCCUGUUUGGAAAGACAGACGUGGUGCAGAUCCUGCUGGCUGCGGGUAUUGAUGUGAAUAUCAAGGACAGCAGGGGCUUGACGGCGCUGGAUACCGUCAGAGAGAUGCCCUCGCAGAAGAGCAGACAGACAGCAGCACUUAUUGAAGGUCAUAUGACAGGAGGUCCUGGUGAACUGGAGAAGGCCACGCCUCCACAGCCAGUCCCGCCCAAUCCAGAGACUGUCAGCCCCAGGUCAAAGGGGGAAGUGGAGCGGGAGCUGUCAGAUCUCUUCACGCGGAUGGAGCCGCGGCCGGAGGAGGAGUGCCCCUACGAGGCGCUGUUCGAGGCCACGUCCUGCCACUCCCUGGACAGCCUGGCCAGCGGCAAGUCCUCCGACCGAGACUCGGGCCGGCCUGAGAGCGAGCCCCUGGGAGGCAAGAAGGAGCGCCCCCCUCCUCCAUCCCAACCUCCCCCCGAGGAAGAGGACGAGCACCCCUGCAGCCAUGAGGCCCUGUAUGUGAACAGCAGGAUUGACUGGAAGGAGAAGGAGAAAGAGGGGGAGGAGGAGGAUGAGAACCCCUACGAGCUGCUGGAGACUGCAGAGACCAAGCUUCCUGCGGGCCAGGACUGUCUGCAGAGCAAAGUUGAAGAGCGCGUCUCUCUGCCUGCAAACAGCCUUCUACCUCAGACCCAGCAGCCAAAGUCAGCUCCCUCCUCAAAUCUCCAGCACUCAGCCCAGGGCGCUGAGUCUCUGCCCCGCUCAGGACAAGCUCCAAGCCCCGGGCAACGCCCUACCCAAGCCAGCGCAGAUAACUCCAGGAGCACAGACCUGAGUACAGAGGGCCUAGAAGGGAGCGUGAUUCCUCAGCAGUUUUCGGGACUUUUGCACGGAUCUUCCCCAGUCUUUGAGAACCAGGAGGACCCUUUCACUGGUGCUGGGGAGAGUGGCAGCAAAACCGCUGAGCCCAGGAUAGGAGCGUCUGCCGUGGAGGUCAAAGGUGGUUUAGAAGCAGCACAAACUGGACCAGCCAUGCAGAGCUCUGCCUUGGACCCCAAGCCCAGAGUGGUCUACAAGACCAUCCUGCACACCAGCAUCAACCAGCAGGAGCUGGGGGGCAAGGCCUCUACAAGGGGGACGGGGCCUCUCCCCUGUGGCCGGAUCCGACCCCCCGGCGACCUCAAGCUGGCACGCAGCCUCUCGAAAUCGGACUCGGACCUGCUGGUGUCGCCCCCUAGCGAGGAGGACGGCUUGGGCAGCCGCAGUGAAUCGAUCUCCAAUUGCAGCGGAGGGAAGAAGCGGCUGGAGAAAUCGCCGUCCUUUGCCUCGGAGUGGGACGAGAAGCUCCAGCCUCUCGCCCCAGUGCACCGGAGAGCUAAGUCAGUUCAAAGUAUUGAGAAGAUUAUGACGUUGAUCGGAGCUGGGAUCGACUUCUCCAGUGACCAGACGAGCGCAGCCUCAGGCAGCGGAGGAGGAAGGGGGAGCUCCCGCGCCCUGGAGCAGCCUGUCGGAGACUGGCUGGAGCACAUCGGCCUGCCCCAGUACGAGAGCAAGCUCCUUCUGAACGGCUUCGACGACCUGCACUUCAUGGGAAGCAAUGUAAUGGAGGACCUAGACCUGCAAGAGAUCGGGAUCUUGGACCCUCAGCACCGGAAGAAGAUCCUGCAGGCUGCACGCUCCCUGCCCAAGGUGAAGGCUCUGGGCUGUGAUGGCAGCUCCUCUCUCGCCACCUGGUUAGAUUUGCUGGGACUGCAGGAGUACCUCCAGAACUUCCUGGCCAGCGGCUACCGCACCAUCGACUGCGUCAAGAACCUGUGGGAGCUGGAGAUCGUCAACGUGUUGAAGAUUAACCUGCUCGGUCACAGGAAACGCAUCAUCGCCUCCCUGGCUGAGCGGCCCUAUGAGGAAGCGCCCGUGAAACCCCCGCGGCUCUCCCAGAUCAGAUGCCAGGACCUUGUCUCCCAGACCUCUCCGCUCAGUCACGACUCGUACGCUGGCCGCUCCAUGGACAUGCUGCUGCCCAAGGGGGAUUCUGGGAGGAGGCGAGCCGAGCCCGAGCAAGAGGCCCAGCACCGCUCUCGGUCCGAGCGGCACCGCACACAGGACAGACACGAGGAACGCAGAGAGCCCAAGUUAACCCUUCGCCCGCCGAGCCUCGCAGCGCCCUACGCACCCAUCCAGAACUGGCAUCAUCGACCGGAGAAGCUCAUCUUCGAGUCCUGUGGCUACGAGGCAAACUACAUGGGAUCGAUGCUCAUUAAGGACCUCCGAGGUACUGACUCUACACAGGAUGCCUGUGCGAAAAUGAGGCGGUCGACGGAGCAGAUGAGAAAGAUCCCCACUAUCAUCCUCUCCAUCACCUACAAAGGGGUGAAGUUCAUCGAUGCUUCCACCAAGAACAUCAUCGCAGAGCACGAGAUCCGGAACAUCUCCUGUGCAGCUCAAGACCCCGAGGACCUGUGCACCUUCGCCUACAUCACCAAGGACCUGCUGACCUCCCACCACUACUGCCACGUCUUCAGCACCGUCGAUGUGAAUCUGACCUAUGAGAUCAUCAUGACUUUGGGACAGGCGUUCGAGGUAGCCUAUCAGCUGGCACUGCAGGCCCAGAAGCCAGUGCCCCAUGCCGCAGGGUCAGAGGUCACUGAGAUUAAAUCAGCACAGCCGGUUCCGAAGCCCCGCGAGAGUAGCAUGAGGAAGUCAACGGGUGCUCCUCUUCCUGAAAGUUGCUGCUGUUACUGUCAAACGUGUACCACUCACCGGCCAUCCUACCUCCCGCUGCACUCUGUCAGCCCUCGAGUCCAGAUGGAGCCGUUGGAGCUGGAGCAGGACUCCCAGUCCCAUGGCAGCGCCUCGUGGAUCGUGGACCAGAAAGCGGACCCCAAGCGGACCAUCAGCACCAAAAGUACUGCACAUGGAUGGAAGCCCUGAUGAUCAAACUUAGGAGCUUACUGACAAUGCUGAACCAGAGUGCUGGGACGGAGCAGCGAGAGGGGGACGGGACGGGGGACCCUGUCCCCUCCCCUCUACACACCCCCUGCCAGCCCCCCUUGGACACCGGGAAGACCCUCUGCAUGAGAAAGUGACUUCUCCUGGCUCUUGUCCUUUUGGAGACAGCACUGUUACCCCUGUACAGGUGCACAGCCCAGCUGUGUUGGGCCGAGUAUGAGACGGCAGUAGCUGCUGUUUGGUAGAUAGUGUCACUGAACAAGCCAUUCUAGACACGGCUGGACUGCACAGCUGCUCAGCAACUCUAUCAUGUUAAUGUGAAUUAAGCAGCGUGCGAUUAUUUUCUGUGGGUUUUUUUUUAUUUAAAAAACAAAAAACAACACAGCUGUAUGCGUUUCUAAUCUGCAAGCUCUUUAUUUCAAAACUUGGAAUUCGUUUUUGGGGUUCAUUUUCGGGUGGCCAGGAACUGGCCUGAUUUUUUUUUUUUUUUAAAACCAGGACCUGUUUGUUGUUUCCACUUUUAAUGUAGGUUGCAAUGGAUUUUACAGUGCCGCAUUCACAAAGUUAUUUAAAGGAUUUUUUUAAAAAUCUGUUUUUAUGAAUAAAACAAAGUUAAAGCCGUUCGUGGAAUCCUAUUGGCAUUUAAACAAUAAAUAAAUAAAUAACGUUUGUAAGGUUUCAUGAAACAAAAACGAAAGCCACCCUCUUUUGCUACUGGAAUCAAAUUAUGAGUCGGCCCUUCCACCUGGAAUGGAUAAUGGCCAGUUAAGGGCAGUUGUGUUAUUUAUUUUGUCUGCAUAGUUAGGUUUGCAGGGCUAUUCCAAAGCAGAGAAACAGAUGUGUUUUUUUUUUUUUUUUAUAUAGUAUAUUCUGAGAUUUAAUAAAAGGUCAGUUUUUUUUUAUAUAUAUAUAUAUAUAUAUAUAUAUAUCUAUAUAUAUAUAUGUCCACUACUAGCAAAUGUCAAACGAUAUAAGGAUGUGUUAGUUAGACUCUAGAGGAGACUGCUAGUACAGUAAUCAGGCUAUUAUAACAGACACAGUGUUCGGCAGCACUGUGAGCUGCCCUGGGUCUCGGAGUAAGGAGCUGCAAAUCCAAUUUGAAAAGCAGAACAAAAAAAAACAAAAAAAAUUAAGAUGUGUUCAUCUGACGAGAAACAGUUUAAAAAAAUAAAGCAAUUGCCAUUUUAGAAUCUAUGGAAGGAUAUUUGAGCCGCAGUCCACCUUUUUGUUUGUCUGUGUGCUUUUCUACUAGAAUGCGGGCGUUCCUUUGCAAAGGGCUGCCGCUUGGCCGGCUUGCAGCUCUAUCCAUUCGCUGCAUUAAUGCCAUCGUUUCCAGCUAGCCGCUGUGGCUGUGAUGUGGACACUAAGCUUUAACACAGUGUGCAGGUACAAUUAAAGGGAAAAGACAGAGAGGAAGCUGGGAACAAAAUACUUAACAGCAGUACAUGUAUAUAUUUCUAAAGGUACUGUAAAACACAGGCUGUGGGAGCCCUAUGCUGUAGUGUACACCUUUUAAAAGUGAGCCAAUCAAUAAUGAAUAAAUCUCCCCUUUUAGUCGGCUAGUUCCCCUAGUCUGCGCUGACUUGCCGCAGCCUGCAUUGCGUUGGUACGGUCGUGAGGAUGUUUAGUUGUUUUAACUGGGGGCUAGGAGGCCACCUAGACACUACAUGGUGGUUUUAACAAAAAUGUAUCGUGAUAAUUUAUUUGAUAUCUUUUUUGUGCUGUUUCAAGUUGUGUUAAAACUGAGCCAGGCUGAUAUGAGCUUUCCUUUGAACAAGGUCAUCUUUUUUUAAAGGGGCGCGAUUGUAGCGUUCAGGAACACUACAAUGCAAUUCAAAGACAAGGUACUCUGUGUCUUUAAGGAAAAGGGCGUGCACCCCUCUCAUCAGAAUCAGGUACGAGAAACAUUUGUAUGCCCAUUGCAAUCUGAGAAACGGAUAUGAAAGUGGCUUAUUGUAGGCACAGUUUGUGCAACAGCUUGAGGGUACUUUUUUCCUUAUAUUGCAAUUACCUGAUGGUUGCAUGCAGACUGUUCCAUCAAUCCCCAAGUGAGCAGCGCCCUUUUCAUCAAAGCGACAGCAAACCCUCCUAAAAGAUUUAGAAACCUGGCAUCCUAAUAAACAGAAGAAAUAAUGAAGUCUUAAUUUUUAAUAGGCGGAGUCAAACCCAAACUACAGCCACAGACCCAUGCAGUUGAAUGGGUUGGGUUUGAGUGGAGUUUGCGUGCUUCCAUUGGUCCUAUUGAUUCUAUCAGCCUUGUUCAGUUUGUCAUUUGCACAUUUGCUGAUGGGUAGCGAUUGGGACUAACCUGCAAUGGUAUCGUUGACUAUGAUGAUGCUAAUAAUAACAGUAAUAAUGAUCGUGGAUUGUAAUUAAUCCCUAGUUUCUGUGUUUUGAUACUUGAAUGAUUCUGGUUUUCUAUAUAGAAAUGUCUGUGUAUGUAAUGUGAAUCUUUAUUGUUACAUUGUCUGGGCUAAAAAAAAACAAACAAACAACAUAUCACGGUACUAGUUUCUGUUUUGUGCAAGAAAAGCAAUCGUGAACAAAGAAGAAAAGUUAGGCUGACCUCAUUACAAAAGAAAAAGGGUUGUAAAUAUUCCUGGGAUAGGACUGUUGGGGGGUUUUUGUGUUAUUUUUCAUAAUUGUGCAACUAAUAAUAAAUGAACAAAAGUAAAA